Messenger RNA from Phanerochaete carnosa HHB-10118-sp, 960 nucleotides. RefSeq lists its product as uncharacterized. The transcript is spliced from 2 exons. The coding region runs from base 1 to 960 and encodes 319 amino acids. NCBI's taxonomy places the organism in Eukaryota, Fungi, Basidiomycota, Agaricomycetes, Polyporales, Phanerochaetaceae. The record is from RefSeq and is a predicted model, not a curated record.
AUGUCACCAGAGCACUGUCUCGAGAUAUUGAAGAAGGACCUCGCGAAGGACGAUAUCGAAUGCGCGGCGAUUGGGGCGACAUCCUCGGCUGAGUACAAGCAGAUGUUGUCGCUGAUCGCGCAGCUUUCUUCGCUGGAUUCGUGGGGAAACGCACGGGACGUUAAAACACUCGGGAAGCAGAUGGUGCGACUUGCAUUCAAACGCGCUGUAGACAUUACCAAAGCGACGAAGCUCCCGCUGUCUGGCCUAGAUGCCAUCUGCUGCAUCGCCGGAAUGCUCGACGAGCGGGUUGCGCUCGCCACGAACCUGCCAUCAGCGUCCAUUCCCAGGAGCGCGCUCCCUGCGCAGCACCUCGAUCCCCCAAAGGCUGACGCGUACGAGAUCCUCAAUGCGUGCGCAACGCGCGCCGCCACCUGGAUACCGAAGCUCGCUACUCGAUAUGAAGAGGCCUUUCCCUCGUCGCAGGGGCGCGACCCCGGUGUCCCCGAUGUCGUCUGGAAACAGCUCGAGGUAGACAAGUGGGCUGCGCUUGAAGCCGCACAUCGUCAGAAAGAAGAAUUGGACGCGCUUGAGGAGGCAGUCAGAGACGCAUAUCGCGCAGAGGAAGCACAGAAGGCUCUCGAAACAGACCUUGUCUGUCGAGCACGCGAGGCCAGCGCCGACGCAGAGAUCAAAUGUCAGCUCGAGGAGCAGCGCCUCAAGAGGGUCACAGCCAUUGCUGUACGCCAGGCAAAGGAAAAGAAACUUGAGGCGCAUCGGCAGAAGGAAUUAGAGGAGGCGCAGAAGGAGCAGAGGGCGCAGACGAAACUUAGACAGAUGGGAGUGUGCGCUGCCGGCUAUGAGUGGAUCAAGCAGGCAGAUGGCUACGACUCGGACUUCAUGCAACUCCACUCUGCAAACGUUGCUCUUGCACGUUCCGGCCAAGUUGUCGGCAGCGGCUGUGCCUCCCCUACGCCGUAA